This is a messenger RNA of Paramecium sonneborni, 2644 nucleotides long. The record is from the annotation of a GenBank genome assembly. Lineage: Eukaryota; Ciliophora; Oligohymenophorea; Peniculida; Parameciidae.
AUGAAUAAAUAAUUUACACUUAAAAAAGCAUUCUUCUAAAUAAACAUUUAGGAUAUUAGAGGUAAAAAGAAGGCUUGUGAAAUAUGCUAAAAGGACUUUAGUGUGCUUUAGAAAGAACAUUAAUGUAAGAGAUGUAAAAGAGCUGUUUGUUACUCAUGUUCAUAAAAUAAAGAAAUAAUCUAUAAAAUUAGUUUAUAUAAAUCUGCUGCAAGUAUUGAUUAAAAACCUCAUAGAUAAUGUAAUUUAUGUCAUGAAGAAUCUAAAAGGAUGAGAUAAUUUAUAUAAUAAAAUAGUCUUGCAUUUGGUAAAGACACAUUAUGUGAAAAAUGGCUAAAAUAAAUGAAUAAUAAAAAGAAUUAUGAAGAAAUUGUAAAAGAUUAUUAUGAUAAUUUAAAUGAUCCCCAAUUUGAAUAUAAAUUUAUGAAUUAGGAUGCUUCGGAAAGCAUGACAUUCACUAAAUAUAAAAAUGCUAUUAAUAAUAUGUACAAUAAACUUGUUGAUUAUUGUGAUGCAUAUAAUUAUUCAUUUCAGGAAUUUUAUCAUCAUAUAACUUAGAAGAAAGAUGCCACAUCAAUAUAGAAUGCCAUUUGCAAUAUUAUUAAAGCAUUUCUUAAUAAACAUGUAAGUAAAUCUAUAUUGGAAUUAGCCCAAAUUUGGAUUUGAUGAUGAAUUUAUACUUGUAGUAUAAUACUUUUUAAGUUUUGCUUCAGAACCAUUAGCUUUUAUGUGUCUAUCCUAUUUCUAUGAAUUAGUAUAUCCAAGAGAACUUUACUAUACUUUUCUUAAAUCAAACGAUUAUGACAUUAAAAAAUAUUCAAAGCUCAUUUUAUCUCUAUUAGAUUCUGUAUUCCAUCUACAAUCUUCAGAUGUUCAAAAAAUAUAAUCUUAUUUAAAACAUGAUUUUUAAAAGUUAGCUUUAACUUUAUCUAUUAAUUCUCUAACUUUUGAAAAUACUUUUCUAAUAAUUGAUAAUUGUAUUAAGGUUGGUAAUUUUUUAGAAUUCUCUAAAGCAUUAACAGCUAUUUGUUCUUUGAGAAUUGAAGAAAUUAAAAAGUAUGCUGAUGUUUCAUAUGAGAAAUUGGCAGUAAAAAUUUUAAGAAAUGUUGAAUUCAGAGAAUUAUAAGAAUCUUUAAAAAUGUUUGAAGUUGUAGAUUAGAAAAUUUAAGAUAAAAUAAUUAAAUAAUUUAUAUAAGAAGAAUAAAAAGCAAAUUUUAUUCUUGAUGAUAAAUAUUUAUAAAAUAAAAUAUUAUCAAGUGAUCAAUAUAAAGAAUUAUAAUAUAAAUAUGAAAUUUUGGAGAAUGAAAAAAAAAGUUUGUAAAAAUAGAUUGAAGAACAAAACAAAAUCUAUUAAAUAACAUUAGCAGAAAGUUAAUAAUAAAAUUAAUAAAUUUAAUCAUUAAAAAAUGAAAUGGCAAAAAUCAAAUCUGAAUUAUUUGAUCUCUAAAAUUUGCCAUAAAAUAUUUAAACAGAUCAAACUUAUUCUGGUGGAAGUGAUUAAUCUAAAUUUAUUGCACUUUUAUAAGCACAAAUUUAGGAAUUAAGAGCAAAAUACAAAGGUGUUGAAGAAGAAUUGUAGAGUUCUCUUAAUUAAUUAGCUAGUAAAAAUACCGAAAUCAGAAAGCUACAAAGUAAUGUAAGAGAAAAUAGUAAGACUUUAGCUGAUUUAGCUUUUGAAAAUCAUAAUUUACAAUAUGAAUUAGAUUCAAACUUAGGAAGAUCAAGAACAAGUACAAGAUCAAGAACAUAAAUAGAUAAUAAAUUAUCUUAUGAAAUGCUACAAGAAAAACUGUAAAGAACUGAAAAAGCUUUAGAAGAAUUAAAAGAGUAAUAUGAUGAAAUGAAAUUGACUACUGGAGAAUUUUAACUAGAGUCAGUUCGUUUCAAAAGAUAUUAAUAAGAAUCACAAUUUACAAUAAACACACUUUAAUUAUCUAUUACAUCCUUAGAACAAUAAUUAUUAGAUGAAAAAUAAAUCAAUUAAAGAAAUUUGUAAAUCAAUAGAGAAAAAUUGGAAACUUAAUAUAAAAAAAUGAAUGAAAGUUUGGAAAUUGUUUAUGGUAGGAAUGACAAAUUAAUGACUGAAAAUGAGAAGUUGAAAAAAGAUUUAAAAGAAUUUUAAGAAUUAUGUGAAGAAUAAAAGAAGAUCAUCAAAUUAUUAUAAGAAGAAUAUGAAAAACAAAAAUAUUUAAAUGAAGAGUAAGAAAAAAUCUCUUAAGAAUUUAAAAAUAGAGAUUUAUAAAGAUAAUUUGAAACCUUUGAGGCUCUUAAAGAAAAUGAUGAUAAGGAAAAAGAAUAACUAGCUAUCUAAUUAUUUAAAAAAAUUGAUGAUUUAAUUAAAGAAAUCUAAUUCAGAAGCAUAGAUCAAUUAUUAAAAAGAGAAUAAUUAAAUAAAUUAUACAAAGAAGUAAUCUAUAUUUUAUAGUAUUAGAGUGCUUAACAUGAAAAAGCUAUGAGAAUACUUUUAGAUAAGGUUGAAAGCUAUACAGAUAAAAAGCUUAUUCAUCAUUAUCCUCAUUCACUCUAAUCUUAACAAUCAUCAGUAAGAUUAGAUGCUUCAAUAAAGGUAUAGGAAGGUUAAAAUGAUAAAGAAAAAACAAUAAACACAACAGAUAAUAAAAAAUAAGAAGAAUGUUAAAUUAUGUGA